Leptopilina boulardi is the source of this 1621-nucleotide messenger RNA. RefSeq names its product cell division cycle 7-related protein kinase-like. Gene Ontology annotation, cellular component: nucleus. Gene Ontology annotation, biological process: protein phosphorylation; mitotic DNA damage checkpoint signaling. Lineage: Eukaryota; Metazoa; Arthropoda; Insecta; Hymenoptera; Figitidae. Gene Ontology annotation, molecular function: protein serine/threonine kinase activity; ATP binding. The transcript is spliced from 9 exons. The coding region runs from base 289 to 1455 and encodes 388 amino acids. The record is from RefSeq and is a predicted model, not a curated record.
UCUGCUGUAUACUUUUGUUUAUAUACAAUUUGAAAAUAAUAAAGCAAUUUAAUAAUUAUCAAACAAAUUUGAAACAAAAUUAGUAAUUUAAUUACAUUUUUACUACUUGUAUUAUUAUUCAAAUUACAAUUGUUCUUUUUUUGAGACAAUCACAAAAAAAUGUCAACAAAUGAAUGUUUGGCGCCUUUUUAAAAUGUAAGGUUAGUUUUUAUAAUAUUCUUAUAAGAAAAUGUAAAAAUGUAUGUAUAACAUUUUUCCAUUUUUUAAUAUAAAAAUAUCACUAAAAAAAUGGAUAAAAGUGAACAAUCACAGAAAUCAGAAGAUGAUAAUUAUACAGAGGAUAAAGAGGAAAUUUCCCUAUUGUUACAAACUGUACCAGCAUUAAAUGAUUUAUUUAAUAUACACUGUAAAGUUGGUGAAGGUAGUUUUAGUUCCGUAUUUUUAGCAACUCUCAAGUCUUCCAAAGAUUCCAAAAAGUUUGCUAUUAAACAUUUAAUACCUACGUGUCAUCCUUCAAGAAUUCAACGUGAAAUGAAUUGUCUUAAAAAAAUUGGGGGUCAAGAUCAUGUAGCCGGAUUGGAAUUGUGUUUAAGACAUGCAGGAUCAGUUGUUUUAGUUAUGCCUUUUAUGAGGCAUGAUAGAUUUAUGGAUUAUGUACAAGAUAUGACAGUGGAUGAGACAAAACAUUAUAUGCGUGCCUUAUUAACUGCCUUGCAAAGAGUGCAUAGAUUUCAUAUUAUGCACAGAGAUAUAAAACCCAAUAAUUUUUUAUACGAUCGUUCUAAUAGAAGAUAUCUUUUAGUUGAUUUUGGUUUAGCUGAAAAUUACAAAAGAGAUAUUAAUAAAAGUAAUAUAAAACCGUUAACACCACCUGUCGCUGAUAAUGUAAAAAGAAAAAGAGAAAAUGAGGUGACUAAAAGUUCUCCUACGUCUCUAGGAAAAUUGGAAGAAAAAUGUUAUUGUUUCGGAAAACCAAAAGUUUGCUCUCUUUGUUUAAUAAGACCCGCACAAGUUGCACCUCGAGCUGGUACUCCAGGAUUCAGAGCACCGGAAGUUCUCUUAAAACAUCCUGCUCAAACACCAGCAAUUGACAUUUGGGCGAGUGGAGUUAUUUUAUUAUCAAUUCUUAGUGCAACACAACCUUUUUUUCGAUCUCCAGAUGAUGGUACUGCUUUAGCAGAAAUUAUCACUAUUUUUGGAUCUGAUAAAAUUCAUCUCUGUGCACGAAAAUUAGGAAAAAAGAUAACAAUUCCCGAACAAAUCCCACCAGUUGAUAUCGUAAAACUUUGUCAAAAGUUACGAAACAGAGACAAAAAUAUAAAAUCUGAAGAGGAAUCUUCAGAGAAAUAUUUUCCACUAGAAGCAUUUGACUUAUUAUCGAAACUAAUGGAAGUGGAUCAUAGACUGCGAAUAACAGCUACUGAAGCUCUCAAACAUCCAUUUUUAAAAUUCUAAUCAAAUUUAUUUUCAAUGAGGACCAUAUCAAUAAAAAUGCUAAACAUAGUUAUUUCAUAUAGUUUCUGAAUAAUAUAUUUAUAAAAUGUUUAACAAAUUUGUAUUUGGAUAAUUGUUAAUAAUAAUUGUUGGCUGUGUUUUACAGAAUAAAUUAUAAUUUUCCGCA